AUGGCAGCUACAGUAAGAACCUUCAAGGGCCUCGUCACAAAACGCACGCAAGCGAUAUCUACUUGGUUGAAAGAAAAUAGCGCUCUUUUAUCCAAUCCUUGCGAUUCAGAGUCAGCCAGAAAAGAACGCAUUCAUGAUGCAUACGUAGCACUGAAAGAAUGCGACGAACACAUCACUCUUUUGGAAACUUCGAUGGCAAAACUAGCAAACGCCUACGAUGAAUACGAAGAUCACUCGGUCGAAGAUGACGAACAACUCAGCAAGUACACUGAUGCAGCUCAAGAAGUUAUCAUGAACCUUCACGAUCACAAGUCAAAAUUGAGGCGCGUUCUGUACGACUAUACGGCAGAAAACGACAAUGAAAGCGAGAAUUCACAAGCGCCAUCCAAACAAGGACCGCAGCGUCCACCCAAGGAGACUCACGAACAUCAAAGAGCAAAAAUGCCAGCAAUAAAAACAUCAACCCAAAGACCGAUGAAAGGAACGAGGAAUACUAACCAACACGUCAUCACGUCGGAAGAGAUCGAAGAAGAAAACCAUAACGAAGAAGAAAAACAAACCACAAACCAACUCACCGUCAAUAAUGAAGCAGUUGUAUUGCAAACGAACAAAUGGGAAUUCACGUCAAAUGAUGAGACAUUCAACUCCAGUAUCAAGCCAGACGAUCGCAUGAAGAACCGAUAUCCGAGAGUACUUGGCGUUUCAUGGAGACCUCAUACAGAUGAUAUCGUUCUUGCAAGCACUAUAAUACCCCAGAGAAACAUAACCAAAAGAAGAGUGACACAAGAACUCGCCUCCAUUUACGAUCCUAUGGGCCUUUUAGUACCGAUUCUCCUACCAGCAAAGGUUUUCCUGCAGUCUUUGUGGAAGGAUGACUACCCUUGGGACGACACACUUCCAGAAAACCUCCGUGUACAAUGGUACUAUUUGACGGAAGGAAUAACGAUGUUCUACAAGGAGAUAAAAAGACAAAUUCUACCCAGUUCCAAGAACUACAGACUUAUUGUCUUCACAGAUGCUAGCCAAUGCGCUAUAGCAACAUGCAUCUACCUCGACAACUAUGAGGCGACCAAUCUCCUAAUGGCAAAAUCGAAACUGCACUCGUUGAAAGCAUCGAUCACCAUUCCAAAAUCCGAGAUGAAUGCAGUCGUGUUGGGGGCAAGAGUUGCCAGAUAUGCCUACAACUCACUCGCAUCAGUCAUACAAAUAGACGAGAUCAUAUUUCUCACGGACUCGGAAAUCGUAUUAGGAUGGAUCAAAUCACAUUCCAAACGAAGUACAGCGGGAGUAUUAGUCAAAAAUCGCCUAAAGGAACUAAAAAAUAUCGUGAAAGACGUAGAGAAACAGAAAACCAGUUGCCUGUUUGGACAUGUUUCUACACAAGACAACCUCGCGGACUGCGGUACCAGAGGACUUAUGCCAAACACACUCAAAAACCACUUGUGGUGGGGCGGCGCUGAACUUACAGAUAGACUGAAAAAACUGCAGAGAUCCGAAUUGUUCUCACUAUCAACGAUCAACGAGGAAGAUCCAGUACUCCCCGUACAGCUAAACGCGAUAAUCGCAAACGAAGUGGAAGAGAAAACACUGUUCACCCUAACUAGAUACAGUUCCCUCUUCAAAGCUCAAAGAGUGGUAGCGUACGUCAUGAGAUUCCUACGACGCGUAACUCAACAUUUUCAACAAGAAAGAAAAGAAGAAGUCCACGACCAUAUACCGGCUAUCCAGUUUGCAGCAACUACUUUCGAACUCACAGGAGUCGAACUCAGAGAAGCCCGACUAUGCAUAAUUCGAGACCAUCAAAAACAUAUGGUCACGGAACACCAGAUCAAUUCUCAAAAAGACCUCAAUAUUCGCACUGAUGAAAAGGGAACAAGACGCUCCUCCAACAACACGUCAAAAGAAGACAGCUCAGACAAUCCAAAACCUGACCUUCACCCUAACUUUGAUGUCCUGCCUGGUCACUAG
Molecule: messenger RNA, 1968 nt
Organism: Cylicocyclus nassatus
Lineage: Eukaryota; Metazoa; Nematoda; Chromadorea; Rhabditida; Strongylidae
Source: the annotation of a GenBank genome assembly